This is a messenger RNA of Haemonchus placei, 888 nucleotides long. The record is from the annotation of a GenBank genome assembly. NCBI's taxonomy places the organism in Eukaryota, Metazoa, Nematoda, Chromadorea, Rhabditida, Trichostrongylidae.
AUGGCGCCGGCGCCUCCACGUGCUCACGAUCCCACCAACAGCACUGCACCACCAGACGCCACGCCGGCAGCCACGGAGAAGUUCGUCAAUGGCAAUAUGAUAGGCACUACGGAAUCGCCCCUGAGCAGCGAUUCGAGCCAGAAUCUCUAUGCAUCCGUCGAUAGCAUUGACGAUGGUGGCUCACAGAACAUCUACGCACCCCAGAUGCUGCCAGGUUUCUUACCGCAAAACCAAUUCGUUCCGGUGUCCUAUGGACCGCCGCCAUACGCACAGCUGAUGGAACCACCACGUUUUUGCGCCAAAUGUGGACGAGAUGCUACACAGGAGGGUGUGGGUGGCGCAGAGCCACCACGCGAGCAAAAAAAUCCCUUUAGUCAAACGGAACGUCGAAAUCCCUUCCAGCACAAUCCAUUCCAAAAGGGACACGACGAGAAACGUCGUGCCCCGUACGCUAUACGUGACAUGUGGAAAGACAAUGGCGAUGAUGGGUACGGUGGAAAACUGCGAAAGGAGGACGAGACGAUGGAUGGACAGGAGUGUGGCUGGAAACCAGGCCGUGGAAGUGGCCGAAAUCCGUUUUCAACACCUACCAACAACAGUCCGAAUCAAUACAAAGGACGUGAGCCAAGGGAUUCAGAACAGCGUGAAAAGUUCCGCAAACCGGCGCCUCAGUGCCCACAAUGGGAAGACCGCCACCAUCGCGUCAACAACAACUGUCCACUUUGGCAUCCUUAUAAGAUGUGCUUAUUCUAUCCGAAUUGUCGUUCUACAGCUCUCGAUUGCGGAUAUGCACAUCCUUUCUGUAGCGAAGACGAGUGUGAAUGUGCCGAAGAAAACAAGGAUCCACAGCUCAAUCACUGGAUCACUCCCAAUCGGUACGCUUUUUAG